AUGGCUAAGAAGGAUAAGAAAUCGAAGGAUGCCAAGAAGGCUCGUACAGCAGAAAAGCAGAAAAAGAACUUAUCCAAAGCUGAGCAAAAAAGUAAGAAACUUUCGAAGAAAUUAGGUGAAGAAGAGGAGGAAGAACAAGAUAUAGAUGAAAUUUUAGAACAAUAUGCCAAGGAGCAAGAAAGAUUUCAGGCUAUUACCGUAGAAGUAUGCAAGAGGCCAUCUAAAAGAUUAAACCCAGCUAUGGUUUCCAAUCCAGCUCAAGGUAAAAGAGAAUUGAUCUUAUUUGGAGGUGAGAAUACUGAAGGUUCAAUUUCACAUUUUUACAAUGAUUUGUAUACUUAUUCAAUUGACAAUGAUACAUGGAGGAAGAUCUCGUCGAAGAAUUCACCAUUGCCACGUUCAUCGCAUGCUAUGUGUGCACAUCCGUCUGGAGUGAUUUUGAUGUUUGGGGGUGAGUUUUCAUCUCCUAAGCAAUCGACUUUCUAUCAUUACGGUGAUACUUGGAUUUUAGAGGCUGACACUAAAGAAUGGACUAAAAUAGAUCAAAAAAAAGGCCCAUCUGCGAGAUCUGGUCAUAGAUUAGCAUGCUGGAAAAAUUAUAUCUUGAUGCAUGGUGGGUUCCGUGAUUUGGGAAAUAUGUCUACGUACAUGAACGAUUUAUGGUUAUUUGACAUUACUUCUUAUAAGUGGAUUCAGGUAGAAUUUCCUCCAAAUCAUCCUAUUCCUGAUGCUAGAUCGGGUCACUCGUUGAUUCCAUGUGCGGAUGGUGCCGUCAUAUAUGGAGGCUACUGUAAAGUUAAGGCUAGAAAAGGUUUGCAGAAAGGUAAAGUGUUGACAGACUCCUGGAUGUUGAAAAUGAAAUCGGACCCAAGCGCAAUUAGGUUUGAAAGAAGACGUAAACAAGGAUUCGUUCCAUCGCCUCGUGUAGGUUGCUCACUUGUGUUCCAUAAAAAUAGAGGUAUUUUGUUUGGUGGUGUCUAUGAUUAUGAAGAAAGUGAAGAACAAAUUGAUUCAGAAUUCUAUAACAAUUUAUACUCAUAUCAAAUCGAAACUAAUAGAUGGUAUAAUUUAUCAUUAAAGCCGCAGAGAAAACAAAAGCAGCAGGUUAAAGAUAAAUCAAGAGACGAAGAUUUAGAAGAUAUCUUAAAUUCGAUUUUAGCUAAGGCAAAAUUGAACGAUGACGAUGAUGAUGAAGACACUCAUGAAUUAUCCCAAAUUGAAAAGUUGAAAGAAGAAGAAGAACGUGAAGAAGAAAAUGAAA
Molecule: messenger RNA, 1261 nt
Organism: Debaryomyces fabryi
Lineage: Eukaryota; Fungi; Ascomycota; Pichiomycetes; Serinales; Debaryomycetaceae
Product: Kelch repeat-containing protein
Exons: 1
Molecular function (GO): protein binding
Source: RefSeq, a predicted model, not a curated record